Molecule: messenger RNA, 571 nt
Organism: Melitaea cinxia (Glanville fritillary)
Lineage: Eukaryota; Metazoa; Arthropoda; Insecta; Lepidoptera; Nymphalidae
Gene: Srx
Product: putative sulfiredoxin
Exons: 3
Coding region: 52-444 (130 amino acids)
Biological process (GO): cellular response to oxidative stress
Cellular component (GO): cytoplasm
Molecular function (GO): sulfiredoxin activity
Source: RefSeq, a predicted model, not a curated record
UUCGCCACAGAAGGCGAGUGAGACGUUUGUGUGUAGUCUAUAAUAUAAAGUAUGUUAAGGUUUUUACCUACACUAACAAAGUCAGUAGCCGUCAACAAUAAUCUUGUAAGGAUGACCAGUGUUCACAGUGCAUAUAUAGAGGAUAUCCACGAUGUUCCAAUGUCUGUCAUUAUAAGACCGUUCAUUCCUGAAUUAGACGAGAAGAAGGUUCAAUCCCUCAUGGAGACUAUUGAGAAAGAAGAAGCGCAAGGUACUGUUCCCCCAAUAGACGUACUCUGGAUUAGAGGAAGGGAAGGGGGUAAUUACUACUACAGCUUCGGAGGAUGCCACCGUUUCGCCGCAUACAAGAGACUGAACCGAGACACCAUACCUGCCAAGCUUGUCAAGUCGACUGUGACAGAUUUACGAUCAUAUUUGGGUAGCAGCACGCCGGAUCUAAAGUGACCUUCGUCAAGUUCGUUGUAAAAAUAUUAACACCUAGAUUUUACUCUAAUUCAAAUCAUGUAAACACAGACUUUAAAAUGGUUGGCAUUCCAUAAUACCAAAUUAAAAUUAAGUUUUUUAGUGUUAA